UGAUGGCUCCGAUGGAAUCGCGAAUUGGGAGAACUGGAGAACCAGUCGGUCUGCGCUGUAAGCUUGGAUGGACAAUUAGCGGACCUGUUACUUCAAGCGGUUCAGAAGGAUACUGCGGCGUGCAUCAAUGCGAUCUGUCGAAGGAUCAAUCGUUGAAGAAUUACUUCACCAUGGAAGAGGCUGGGAUUGCUUGCCCGUAUCGCGUAGAAUCGGAGGAAGACCGCAGGGCGCGAGAAAUAUUGGAGGCUACUACGAAGCGUGUCGGAAAUCGGUUCGAAACCGGUCUUUUGUGGCGUACCGACAAAAUUCAGAUGCCGGACAGCUACUCCAUGGCGUACCGCCGAAUGCAAAGUUUGGAGCAACGUUUCCGGAAGAAUCCGGACCUGCAACUGAAGGUCGCCGAAGCGGUCGAAGGAUUCAUAGAAAAAGGGUAUGCCCACAAAGCGUUACCUGGUGAACUUCGUAGCAGCAAACCGGGGCAAGAGUGGUACUUGCCCCUAAACGUAGUGGUCAAUCCAAAGAAACCAGGGAAGAUUCGGCUAACGUUGGAUGCUGCUGCCAAGGCGGGCGGCACUUCUCUUAAUGAUAUGCUGCUCAAGGGCCCAGACAUGCUCGUAUCCCUGCUCGACAUCAUCAACUGCUUCAGAGGUCGGCGAAUCGGAUUUGGAGGCGACGUGAAGGAAAUGUUUUUACAGAUCCGAAUGCGUCAACCAGAUACCCGUUUUCAAAAGUUUCUUUUCCGACAAGACACUUCCAGAGAUCCUGACGUGUACGUUAUGGACGUCGUCAUUUUCGGAGCUAAGUGCUCACCGUGCAACGCUCACUUCACGAAGGACACUAAUGCACGUGAGCAUGCUGGUCAGUUUCCAGCCGCCGCAGAUGCCAUCCUCAAGCGUCAUUAUGUCGAUGACUAUUUUGAUAGUGCGGACAGCGAAGACGAGGCGAUUCAGCGAGCACGGGAAGUAAGGGAAGUUCAUUCGCUCGGAGGGUUUGACAUCCGUAAUUGGGUGAGUAAUUCACCUAAAGUACUCACGGCGCUGGGAGAGGAAAGUAGGUCCACUAAGGCACUUUGUUAUGACAAAUCGAUGGAAUCUGAGCGAGUGCUAGGAUUGCUUUGGGAGCCCCAGGAAGACGCGUUCAUCUUCACUAUGGGGCUGAAAGAAAAGCUGAUUCCAUACCUUGUGGACGAAAUUCGACCGACCAAACGCACCAUUCUGCAGUGCGUCAUGAGCUUCUACGAUCCUGUAGGAUUCCUCUCUCCCUUGCUGGUGCAUGGCAAGAUCAUCAUUCAGGAGACCUGGAGAAGCGGGACGGAGUGGGACGAACCGGUAACUGAUGAAAUCUUUGAAAGGUGGUUAAGCUGGACGAGAGUUCUUCCAAACAUCGAGAAGGUGAAAGUUCAGCGUUGUUUCUUCGGGAACGAAUCCAUCAAGAACAUAUCUUCGCUUCAGCUACAUAUCUUCUGCGACGCCGGAGAUGAUGCCUACGGUUGCGUCGCAUAUCUACGGUAUCAAGUAGCGGAAGAUGUCCGCUGUUCUCUGGUGGGUUCCAAAGCUAAGGUUGCCCCUCUGAAGCUGACUUCAACGCCUCGACUAGAACUGCAAGCAGCGGUAAUCGGGGCAAGGAUGAUGAAUACGCUGCUGGUAACCUUGCCGGUUCCGAUUCAGGAGCAAUAUCUGUGGGUCGACUCGACAACGGUUCUCUCGUGGAUUCGAUCAGACAACCGGAAGUACAAACCGUACGUAGCGCAUCGAAUUGCAGAAAUACUACACACGACGGAGGUCAACACCUGGAGAUACGUUCCAUCCAAGCAGAAUGUGGCAGACGAUAUGACGAAGUGGGGGCCGCGAACAACAGUGGAAUCGGAAGGCAGAUGGUUUAACGGGCCGUCUUUUCUUCAUCAACCGAUGGAUUUGUGGCCGGAGCAACCUCAGAUUAAGUCGACGGUGGCCGAGGAGCUCAGAGCAUGUUAUUUGUUCCAUCAUAUUGCUAUCACGCAGCCUAUCAUUGACGUGACCCGCAUUUCAAAAUGGAAGAUUCUUCUGAGGACGGUGGCUGUGGUGUUCCGCUUUAUUUCGAACUGCAGGCGUAGGCGUGGUGGUCUACCAAUCGAAGCUUUGAAAACCGCUGAGGGUAGGAAAUCGUCUGUGCCAGUUGUGUUGGUGGAAAUACAGUAGGAAGAGUUGGCGAAAGCGGAACGUUUGCUGUGGCGGAUGGCGCAGGCCGACGCAUUCCCGGACGAAGUUAAGAUUUUGAAGAGGAACAGGGAACUUCCAUUUGAGCAGUGGGUGUGUAUUGAAAGGUCGAGCAAGCUGUGCAAAACUUCGCCAUUUUUGGACGAUGAUGACGUUAUUCGAAUGGAAGGCAGAACAGCUCCAGCGGUAUUCGCAGCGGUUAGUACAAGAUUCCCGGUCAUACUGCCGAGAAAUCACAUCAUCACAACGAAGCUAUUGGAGGACUUCCACAUCAGGUAUGCCCAUGGCUCAAAGGAAACGGUGGUGAACGAAGUGCGGCAAGGGUAUUUCAUUCCGAAGCUACGAUCAGCAGUGAGCAAGGUGAUCGGUAACUGCUUGAAGUGUCGACUACGCAAAGCCAAACCAAUUGUGCCUAGGAUGGCACCACUACCCAUUCAGCGGAUGCAACCAUUUGUUCGACCUUUCAGUUACGUAGGGCUCGACUACUUUGGGCCAAUCGACGUCACCGUGGGAAGGCGCAAAGAAAAACGGUACGUGGCACUUUUCACGUGUCUGGUCAUACGAGCUGUGCACUCGGAUAAUGGGACGAAUUUUCAGGGGGCCAGCCGAGAGUUACGAGAGGAAUUGGAGAGGAUCGACCGGGAUUGCGCGAACACUUUUACUGGCACGAAUACGAAGUGGACCUUCAACCCACCAUCUGCUCCUCACAUGGGCGGAGUAUGGGAGCGGAUGGUGCGGUCCAUCAAGGAAGCGAUGACGGCUUUGAGUGAUGGACGAAGGAUGACCGAUGAAAUCUUGAUCACGACUUUGGCUGAAGCAGAAUUUUUGGUCAACGCACGCCCGUUGACUUACUCGGGAACAGAAGAUGCCGAAUUGGACACGAUUACCCCGAAUCAUUUCCUGAUCGGGUCUUCUUCAGGACAACACCAACCUUUUCAACCGCCAGUAUCUUUAGCAGAAGAACUGAGGAGUAGCUACAAGCGGUCCUUGGCAUUGGCGAAUGAAUUCUGGACGAGAUGGUGUAAAGAGUAUCUGCCAACAUUGAAUCAGCGAAGUAAGUGGAACGUGGAUGGCAGGUCGGUGAAGGUGGGCGACCUGGUCUUCGUCAUGGAUGACGGAAAAGGUUCUGCAGGGGUUCGUGGCGUAGUUGAGGAAGUGUUCACUGGUGUCGAUGGACGUAUACGACAAGCUGUAGUUAGAACGGAUGGGGGAAUAUAUAGACGACCAGUGGCAAAACUAGCGGUGCUGGAGAUAGGCGAUAAACCUGGGAAUACUUGCGGUGGACAGUCUGACCAGGGUUUAUGGGCUGGGGACUGUUCAAACCAACGGGAUUGACCUGUACGGCGACGAAUCCCUCGGUGUUUGACACGCUAUUGUAGGUAGUAUGUAGGUAAGCGAGGAGACUGACGUCUAUCUAUUGACAAUGAGAGCAAGCAGAUGAUGUAUAGCAUUGAAAAACGUGCAGACCAUGUGAGAUGUGGAUGUGCUUCAUGAUAGCGGAAUUUAUAUUGAAUUAGAUUGGAUUUUACAUGAUUUCGCGAAAACUGUCUACAAUUUGGUGGUUCGCAUAAAUUUGGAAGUGAGUGGGAGCUGAGUACGCGAUUUUGUGCAAUAUUAAAUGAAUUUGUUUUGUAGGCUAGGGAUUGCGGCAAAGAAUUAUUUGAUGGUGUAAAUCUCACACUUGUUUUUCUCUUAUAAAAUCUGCGAUCUUCGUUUAGAAACCGCUUUCGGGCCGUGCGUAGGAUAAACGAUUAAGGGGAAAAUUAAUGUAAGAUUCACUAAAUGCGUAACCUCAAACGAAAUUAAAAUACAUCUAUAUUUGCAGCUUUGAGCGCAUAAACCACAAUCGCUUCAGAGAAGUUUUUCUACCCGAUCACAGUCCGAACAAUACCUUUUGGAUAGCAAAUACAGCAUUCUAAAUGUUAGGUAUGCAUUAAUUAUUAAAAUAACAUUACUUGUUGUUUCUAGGCGUUAUUCAAACAAAAUUAUUGUAUUCGUUUUUAUUAUUUUGCCUCUUAUGUCCACCAAAUGAAGAACAUAUUGAGGUAUGAUAGUAUUUAGGAAUAAUAACUUGAUAUGUUAUUCUGUUGCUAUUCUUUUCUGCUCGAGAAGGGAGAACUGCUGAAGUACACCAUCGGGCAUGUUGAACGAAGUCGACGACGGUGCGGUUGAGUUGACAAGGUAUGCAGAGAGGUUUUGCAGGAGAACAACGAAGCGUGGGCGGUCAUGCUGCAGCAUGGUAUACGACAGAAUGUGAAAUGAUUAAAAUAGAAACUGGAGUGGGCCAUCCUCUUCAGGAGUAAAACGCCGCAUAGAAGAAGCAGGUUGUGAGAAAAAAGAACUACUGUGUUCAGUUCUACGAAAUGAAAUGUGCAGAGAUACGUACGGUACGGUAAUUGAAAGGUGGAAGUAACACUUCGAUGAGCAAAGCGGAGGAAACGAGUACGCGAGUGCAGUAUAGGACUUCAAUAUCUUAUGAAGACAGUUCUUUAAAUUUACCUAUAGCGAUACACAUCCACUGCCAUCAAUUAUUGAUUUAUUGUGAUAAAGAAUACAAAUCUUAGUUUGUAUCAUGCUCCUUUAAUGCACGUUCAUUGGAAUAUACGAUUAGUACCCUCGUUAUUCUUGAGUACAUUUUGCCUCAUUCUCCCCUACACUUGAAGUCUCAAGCACCGCACCGGUGGAUGGGCGCAAGCCUCCACAAUAAUAAAAGGCAUCGAACCACGAACGGAAAAAUUAGGUCAAAUUUUGAUCGUCUCCUCCUUUCCACCACCGAAAGACUUGUUGUUGGUGACUAGUUGAAGUCUCUGCCUGCAGUCUGCUGCACGGCUUGUUUGGUUUGGUUCGGUUGAAGUUUGUCGUUUCGGUUUCUCAUUGCUCCUCCGUUCGUAAACUGGUUGCUCUGGGCAGGCACGCGGUGCGGCGAGUCGGCGUGAGCGGUGAUCGAAAAGCGACCGCCGCCGGUUGCCGAUGAUUUAAAUGCGCGGCCUUGAAAAAGAAAGGAAACUGAAACCAACAAACUUCGGUCACUGUGUCAAUGCGCUCCGUUGUUGUGCUCCGCUGUGACGAGGGGCAAAACCGUUGUCGGAGUUGUGCUUUUUUGGAUGUGAAGUGAAUGAAAAGGCAACGACGACGACGCGUUGUUUGCGUGUGAUACAAAGUUGCCAAACGCAGGUGUGAACGGUUCGUGAUGGCGAAACUUUUGAUGGGGACGUUGACCUUGACAGAUAAAGGUUGCUUGAUUUUUUGGUUGUUUUAAAUGAAGCAAUGCUUGUGGCAGUGAUGGGAAGAUCAAAUGACAUUGAAUGUGAAUGUGUCGAUACUCGAUAGGAAUCUUGCAUUUAAUUUGUAUUUCGGAUAGAAAAGGUUUUGUGUGAGAACUGAAAGCUUAGGUGUUAUGGUUGUCGAGAGGAAUGAUGUGGUUGGAUUCACAUCUACGUAGUCUCGUCAGCUUAUUAAAGACAUUUUUUUUUCUAUUUAUGAUCUAAAGCUGAUAAACAGUAAGACUGCUAGGAAGGGUGAACUCCCGGUUAAACUUUUCAAAUACGGGUGAAUGUGUACCGGAGAUGAAGGACUGACUUCAAUCAGGCCAUCCCAGAUACUUAAGAUCAUUUUCUUCAAAGUUACUUAAUCCUGAUUAUAGCUUCUGUUGGUAACAUUAGUUUUUCGCGUGCAAAUUACUGUAACUACAAUUCUCGGAAAUCAAGGGCAGACAUCACAUGUCAUCCAGAUUUCUGCUUUACUCGUUGAUUUACUCCAUUUUUCAUAUAUCGGCGCCAGAAAAGUCUGUGAAGAUUCAUUCGAUCACACAUGCUCUGUAAAGACGGUUUCGGACGAUCUAUCGAGAUAUCUAAGAAUUAUAAAGACUUUUAUAAAAACAACAGAUGUUUUGAGGAUGACUGUAGUGACAUCUGAGGGCAAUACGCGAACUACAUCUCGUUUUUUACAUCAUUUGAACUUAACGCAUGUUAGACUUAGACUUCGAUAGUUCAGAUGUGGGAAAUAUCCCAAAAACUCAAAAAAAAAAAACAUAUUGGAAACUUAACUUCGCGCCGGUAGCAACUCCAACAACCAUUUAGAAACUUAAUAUGCAAACUUCCAUUGAAAUACUUAGUGUGAGGCUUGAUGGUACAUCAUACUUGGUAUAUUUUUUUGCCCGACCUGACACAGUCUUCCACCGGCCUUACUCCAUCUAGAAGUCCAAAGAAAUGUUGAUCCCAUAUAUUUUCAAAACUAGGGGAUUAUGCGAGUUGCGGUUCAAAAUUUGGCUGUGUUCGAUUUUUUUUGGAAUUUUCACCUAGGUUCGAAUGAGUGUUAUCAUUAUUGUACCAUUUAAUUCCCCCCUCUUUUGCUUAUCCUUUGACAGAUACGCGUAUUUCGACUGCCACUUGUGAUCUUCCUCAGUGUCAAUUAUCCACUGAGAAAGAUUGCAAGUGGUAGUCGAAUCUGGAAAAUGAUGAGCGGAAGAAAGCGGAAUUAAAUGCUACAAUAACUGAUUACACUCAUUCGAAGAGAGUAUUCUGCUUAGUGGGUUCGAAAAUUCGGUAAAGAUCAUUUCACCUAGGAUUGAAUGUGUUGACCGAAAACUUGAGAUUUAAAGAUUCCCUUGUCAAUAGCUACCUUGUUAACUCAAUAAUUUGUUUCGGUAUGCCCCGAAGAUUCCGCCCAAAAAUGUAUGAGAAAUUAAGCAUGAAAUUAUGAUGAAUAUUUCAUAGAACACUUUUUAAAUUAGGCAUUCCGCUAGAAUUUUAACUUUUUGUCAUUUGUCGAAGGGGAUACGCCGUUGCACAAUGGUCCACUAACCAGAUUUACGAGAAAAAAUUGACUGAUCUAGAGAUAUUUUUCUGAAUUAGCUCAGAGUGGUUCAAGAAAAACCGGUUUGCUGGCUUUAACAUUUGCAGUUUUAUUUCCUCAUCAAAGUCGCCCUAGAAACACUUGUAGAGCAUUAAAAAACGCGUCGUUUCGUGCGCGGAAAGGUCGUUAUCUUUUUUGGUUCAAUAGUUACAGGCGGUUUUCUCUCAAAAUCAUAGUUUAUUGAAAAGGUGUUACUAUGGCAAACAUAAAAAAACAUCUUUUGCCAGCAUUCAAAAGAAGAAAUAGUAUUAUAAAACAUAUCAAAAAAUAGAGGUGUGUUAUUUUUGUAACUCAAAAAAAAAUGUAAAAAAGUGCCUAUUUUUUCUAGAAAAUCAUCAACAUCUUUUGAACGGAAUGACGUAGCAACAUACUCAGCGCACGAAAAUGUGCGUUUUUGGAAGUUGUAAAAGUGGUUGACGACUUUGAUGAGAGAAUUGAAACAAAAAAGAUAAAGUUGUUUUGCCCAAAUUUGGAACAUUUUCCCAUAGUUUUCAUAGGGUGACGCUAGAACGAAUCGUUUUAUCGCUUUUUUGUUUCAAUUUCCUUAUCGAAGACGUUAAAGAACCACUUUUAGAGCUUCUGAAAACGCACAUUUUUGUUCACUGAGAAUGUUGCUACGUCAUUCCGUUCAAAAGAUAUUGAUCAUUUUCUAGAAAAAACACACUUUUCUAAUACUUUUUUCUUGGGUUACAAAAAUAACUCCCCUCUAAUUUUUUGAAAUGUUUUAUAACACUAUUUUUUUUCUUUGGAAUGCUGGCGAAAAAGAUUUUUUAUAUUAACCCCAACCCGUAAUAACGCCUUUUCAAUAAACUAUGAUUUUGAGAGAGAAAAAACGCCAGUAACUAUUGAACCAAAAGAGAUAACGACCGUCUCCGCGCACGAAGCGACGCAUUUUCAGAGUAUUUGGUUUUCUUGAGCGACUUUGAUAAGAAAAUAAAGCUGCGAAUGUUAAAGCCAGAAAACCGUUUUUUCUUGAACCGCCCUAAGUUAAUUCAGAAAAAUAUCUCUAGAUCGGUCAAUUUUAAAGCGGACAUAAAAAUUGUCUUCAUUGCUCAAAAUUGAUAGAUCUACUACUUUUCCGAAGAAUGUAUGUAGCUUUUCUUGCAAAUAAAAAAGCUUGGUUUCCAAUUUCUUUGAAAAUCCGGACCACCCUAAUAUUCAGACACAUUGGAAAGAAGCACAUAUUAUUAGGGACAACUUUGUUUAAGACCAAAUUUGUCUAAAAUAUCAUUUGAAGGCGCUGCUGAAUACAUCUUUCUUUAUUAAUGUCGCGCAAUGGCGGAAUCUCGCAUCUAAUGGUAAAUCAACUGAAAGUUCUUGACUUACCACACAACUUUUCCAAAAACACCAACUCUUUAAAUAAUCAAUACCCUGAGCUAUAUGGGAUGAUUGUUUUUGUCAGUGUUAGGUCUUCUUGUCUCUGAUAUGACAGAUAUUGAUGGCCUCAAGCAAUUUGAAGAUCUUCUGGUAUGCCUUUGGUUCAUCAAAUACUCGCAUAUAUUUAAAAAUGUUUUAACCUAAAUCGAUGACAUUGUACAGAUUAUUGAGGUAACUUUUAGUUCAAAAUAUCCAUCGGUACGAAGUAAUAAAUCUCUACGGCUAGUCUUUGGGACAACAUAAAUUGAAUAUGGGUGGUACUAGCCCGAUGAGGGGUGCCAUUACGUUAAGAAGUAUUUCAUGCUGUUGACCAGGGUGCAAAAUUUUCAUAGUCAUUGACUGAAAACAGCACGAAUUUGAAUGAUUCUGCAUUGAAUAUUCAAAAGAAGCAAAUUCAUUUUCGCUCUGUCUUUUCACACAGUCAGUCAAUUCGUAGUCAUUGGAUAUGAAGCCGAUCGAGAAACAUCUUCAUAAUUACUCACGUUUAUGGUUACGAUUCCUUCCAAAAACACUCCACAACAAUCAAAUUGGAAAAGAUCGAUGUAAAGCAUCGCUAAAUGUAAUCGAAACGUUAAUAUUUCAUCAGCAAUUAAACACUUUGUAAGAUGUUUACAAUUAUUCAUUGACUUUCAUUCAGUUGACAAACGAGUAUCUAGCAGCUGAAUAUGAAUAUGCAGGCAAGUGAAUGAAAAUUGCCGCACGGUGAACUUCAACUCGUCUGCUCGAAAAUUUUGCGCCCUGCUGUUGAAAAAAAAAAAAAAAUUGGCCCUCCGAGCCAUUUAUCACAAAACGAAUUUUCAUAGCAAUCAAGUUCUCCCAAAGCAGUGAAGAUGAUGCACGAAAUUCACAAAUUCGUGAAAAACUUGGCUGAUUGUUCUGAAUCUAACAUGAUGUGUAUUUUCGUGACGUUACAACGCGAGCAGAACCCUGUUUGAAACUGAACGGGCGUUGUAACGUCACGAAAUGUAAAAGUCGAUUAUUUCAAAUCCAAUCCGAAAUUUAUAUGUUUUAUAUCACUGAAGAACUAAUCAAUAAUUUUUAGUGAUGGGAGACAUUUUCAGAAUAACGAAUUUUUUAAAGAUGUUUGUAGCGCGGUAGUUGAGGUUUACAAUCAUUUUCAUGCACGGUGUGUCUAAAACCGUUAUUAACAAAAUAAAAUACCCAUCUAAGCGGUACCCACCAUUCGAAAGAUACAGUAUCCAGGUAUCAUCUCUGAAAUUUUGGAAAUGUUUCAUCGAGGGAAUUGAUAGUUUGAGCGAUUUGAAAUUUUAGAGCGAUUUUCAAUGAAAUUCUCUUUGAACUAUUAAUAUUCAAUCGUGGUUGUAUCACGAUCGUGGCCAACAAUCUGUCCCUCAUAAAUUUGGAAUUCAACAUUCGAAACGUAUGGUAUUCGAGUAUUCUUACUGAAAAAUUGAGAACAGUUUAUCUACGAAUUUAAAAAUUAUUGUGAAUUGGAUGUAUAAUGCAAAUCAAUAGAUUUUUACAGUAUUUAUGGCAAAUAAACGGUUACCAUUUACUACAAAUAACCAAAAUCAGUUCGAAUGCCCGCUAUUGUAGCAUUCAAUAGUUGGAUGAAAUAUGAUUUUGAUGUCUUGGAGGUACAAUGUCUCCCCCAUGUUUCGGCAAAAUCGCUGGGAACCCUCUCAGUAGCUUGCUCUCUGAACACACCAAGAGAUUUCUCAGUGUAUUCUCAGAAUUGCUUAACGUAGAACCGCUAAAUAUCAAACUUUGCAAGCAACGUGGUAUAUGAAUGGUCAAAGGACGUCUCACAAUGCUUACCCGAAGCAAAAGCAGCAUUUUUUGUAAUGUGUAGAAGCAAUUAAAGCAUUGUUGGGCGAUUUUUAUUAGCCUCACGGCAUGGUGAAACAGCAUUGUCAUCAUUCUUGCAAGCGAAACUCCAUAUUUGUUGUGUAAAUGUAAGUUAUCGGUAUGGAUCAGGAAUUAAUAUUGACUGCCACUCCCCAACCUGCUCUGCACAUACUUAACUCUAGGAACGCAUUGUACAAAGCCGCCAAAAAAGGUACAGUUGUGGUCCAUGAUGGCUGUUGUGACUCAACUUGUGAGACAUCAGCAACGAACGUAUGGCUUCACAGGAAAAGCAUGUCAUAAUUUAAAGGGCGCUUUGAUGAUUCUUGAAGGAGGUCCUAAGCUACGCGAUCUUUGAAAUGUAAGCGUUUAAUAAACUAUGAUGGUUUAAUAAUAAUUAUAUUUCAGGCAUUAAAACUCUACAAAGACAUCUACAGAGCUUGUUUCAUAGAUAAAUUGGAUCUAGAUUAUACCACGUUUAAGGCUAGGUUUAGAACGAUAUGGGAGACCCUUAAUUUGCCGAAUUUCUCAAUGUUUCAUAUUUUGAAGUUCAAGUUGCUGGUCUGAGAUGAAACAUACUGGAAAAUCUCUGCGUGUGUUCGGAGAGCAAGCUACUGAGAGCGUUCCCAGCAAUUUUUCAGAAACAUGGUAGAGAUAUCGUACGCCCAGACAUCUAAAUCCUAUUUCAACCAGCUGUUGAAUGCCGUGAUUGACUACAACAGCGGGCAUUUGAAUUGGUUUUGGUUAUUUGUAGUAAAUAGUAACUGUUUAGUUGCUACAAAUACAGUCAUACCUCGAUAUAACGUAACCUCGAUAUAACGUAACCUCGAUAUAACGUAACUCGAUAUAACGUAACUUUUACCUCGAUAUAACGUAACUUUUUUUUGGAUCCAACUUUUCACUAUUUAAAUAAGUAGAGUGAUUUACAAAAUUUUCUAUAUGAUAUUACACCCCUCCUGGAACCAAGCCUGCUAUCCAGUUAUGGGUUAUAUGACAAAUUUCAAAGUUUUAUAAGAAUUGUCGGUGUCACUGUUGAUAAGAAAUGUUAUAUAGCUUUUCCCGGAACAAACAUUACAUCUUCUACUCAUUAUUGACAUCACAUCCCUACUGGAACAUAGCCUUUAAACUCCAAACGAGAUGACAGUAGACAGCAUUGGUAGUGAACUCGAUUUCGUGCGAUACUGGGUGUAAGAACGCCAGUAACGGUCCGCUUUGUCUUAGAGUAAAUUUUGCAGAAAAUCACUAGAGAAAUUCUCUGAUAAAUCCCUGGAGGAACUUCUUGAGAAAUCACUGGAGAAAUUCGCGAAGAAAUCCUCAGAAGAACUCUUGAAGGAAUUUCUAAAGAUAUUCCUGAAUAAAUGGUGGAACUCCUGGAGGAAUGCCUGGAAAAAAAUCGUACUUUAUCCUCGGAGGAAUUUCUACCGCAAUAAACAUUAGGGUGGGUCAAGGGUUAUAUGGAAAAACGUGAAUUCGAUCGUAUCUAGCCAGAUCAAGGUUUUUUCGAUUCCAUUUGGGGUCCUUAACAACUGGUCAAAAUUUGAGAGGGAUCGGUUACGCCUACGUUUUGCGCAUCGCGAUUGAAAUUUGUAUGGAAAUUCGUAUGGGAAAACGUGCUUUUUUGUAUUUUUCCUAUUUCAUCUACUAAUUUAACUAAAGUCAUAAUACUAAACCCGUUAAAGUAUAGUUCAUGAUAUACCUUACAACUUUGCCGAAGACAGCAGGGUGCUAAAGUGCUCACAAAAAAAGUUAUUAUGCUCCAAAGUGAGGUAUAUCGAAAUAUAUGCUGAAAAUGACUUUUUCUGCCAUCACUGCCCGCUGGGUCAAUUAUAAACUGCUAUAGCACUUUGUGGAUGCAUUCUAUCAAUUUGGUGUCUUCAGCAAAGUUGUUUGGAUUUACAUGCUCUUUGAAUUGCAUUUGGACAUUAGUUCGAAAUUUCACCGCAUAGGUGGCGCUGCGAUACAAACUUUUUUAUUUCGCAUCCUAGAGCUUUGGCGUUUUCGGCAAUGUUGUAGAACAUGAAAAGUUAUGAAAAUUUGUCGAAGACACCAAAGCUCUAGCACUCAACCCAGCGAAGUUAUAGCGAAAAUAGUAAAUCGUAUCUCAAAGUUUACGUUUUUACACUUUUUUAUAUACUUCUUAUAGUGCCAUGAAUCGUCGUAAUCGCCGUAAACGUCGUACUGCCUGCCUACUGUGUUUUUUUGACAUACAGCUCCAUAGGGACAUUUCUCGCAAAGUUAUCUGUGCGGGAGCCCCCAAAUCAAAGGGGCUACAUCCUCAAUAGCGUUGGUAGAUCGCUUACGCUGAGAGUUUACUACUUGAACAUACAUACACUGAACUACAAAUCAACCCAAAUUUAAGUUGUUUUGACGCAAUCCCGGUCUUCCGUGGAACAACUCAAAUUUGCGUUAAACAGCGAAAGUGGUGAGUGAGUAGUUCUCGUUUGAGAGCGGCAAAAAAAUUAACCCAGUGGUAAGUUAUUUUCACCCAACGGAGGCCUCAAAUGACGCAAAUUUGGGUUAAUUCAAGAAAACCCAAAUUUGGCUUCUUCCACGGAAGAGCAGCGGAUGCGUCGGUGCUUCUCUCUUUGUUUUCGACAACAUUGCGGUGGGACGAGGGAGAAAACAACCCAACUUUGAGUUAAAACUUUAAGCAGUUUAGCCAAAUUUGAGUUUUUAAAACUUAUUCUUUGGGUUAUAAUAUUUUUCCGUGUAUACCUCGCACUAUAAUGAUUAAAAGUAAUAUCAUUCGUAAUAUAUUAGUUAUAUUGGCAGAUAAGGAAGGAGUAUUCUCAAAUAUAUAUUUUAAUAUGUACAAUUACCUACUUUCAAGGUAGCUGCAAUGUAGUACAUAUGUCACACGUAGUACAAAAACGUAAACUUUGAGAUAGGAUUUACUAUUUUCGCUAUAACUUCGCUGGGUUGAGUGCUAGAGCUUUGGUGUUUUCGACAAAUUUUCAUAACUUUUCAUGUUCUACAUCAUUGCCGAAAACGCCAAAGCUCUAGGAUGCGAAAUAAAAAAGUUUGUAUCGCAGCGCCACCUAUGCGGUGAAAUUUCGAACUAAUGUCCAAAUGCAAUUCAAAGAGCAUGUAAAUCCAAACAACUUUGCUGAAGACACCAAAUUGAUAGAAUGCAUCCACAAAGUGCUAUAGCAGUUUAUAAUUGACCCAGCGGGCAGUGAUGGCAGAAAAAGUCAUUUUCAGCAUAUAUUUCGAUAUACCUCACUUUGGAGCAUAAUAACUUUUUUUGUGAGCACUUUAGCACCCUGCUGUCUUCGGCAAAGUUGUAAGGUAUAUCAUUAACUAUACUUUAACGGGUUUAGUAUUAUGACUUUCGUUAAAUUAGUAGAUGAAAUAGGAAAAAUACAAAAAAGCACGUUUUCCCAUACGAAUUUCCAUACAAAUUUCAAUCGCGAUGCGCAAAACGUAGGCGUAACCGAUCCCUCUCAAAUUUUGGCCAGUUGUUAAGGACCCCAAAUGGAGUCGAAAAAACCUUGAUCUGACAAAAAUGUUCCGAUGACCCACCCUAAUAAACAUAGUUAUUCCUGGUAACAUUCAGGGGCAGUCCUGAAUUACAUAAGGAACUUCUGUAUAAAUCUCAGUAGGAAAUUCUGGAGAAAUUCGUGCACUGGUGGAAUCCUAGUUGGAUUUUCAAGAAGGGUCACAGUGAGAAUCCAUGGAAAAAAACUCAGGUUGAAUUCCUGAAGUAACUUAAAAAAAAAUCCGCGCUGCAUUCCAGGAAGAAUUCCUGGAAAAAUCAAAUAGAGUAAAGUGGGGCAAAAGUUCGAGUGGGGUAAGAGUUUCUUUUGAAGUUUUUGAACUUAAUUCAAAUUAUAUCUUUCGGGUGUCAAGGUUGUUCGAAGCCUUUUUGAAAAAGAGUCUUUCACUUCAAAAAUUAUGAAAAUUGAUCAAUAUUUCGAAAAGUUAUGACAAAAUGUUGGUUUUUGAUCAAAAAGUUGUAAUAUGCGAUGGUCCUUCCAACGCAUGUAAUGGAAUUGUAAUGAAAUCUAAUUCGAUAUUUUGUUUUGGGACGUAACUAGGUAUAUUUUGAAGAUGCUUUAGCAUAUAUAACUUUUUGCAAAAAAGAUUUGGAAAUCAUAUUUUACACAUAGUGGGGCAAAAGUUCGAAUUGUGGGGCAAGAGUUCGAGUCAUGUAGCAACUUUAGGCAAAAACCUAAAAAUCUGCAAAAUGUACAUAUUAUCUCUAAAAAUGAUAGAAUAAGUAAGAAAAUUCGAUCAAAGUAAAAAAAAAUGCUGUUUUAUAUGAAUUUGGCGAAGUAAAUUUAACCCUGAUUUGGGUAAAAUCCAGAUCGAACUUUAAAGUGUAUUCCAGUUCCAACAUCAAAUAUUAAUUGGUUUUAGGUAUUCCAAUUACCAAAGCGUCGAAAUAGUGUGCUACGGUUAGUGAAAUUCCACAAACACUAGAUUCGAACUUUUGCCCCAGUGGUGGGGCAAGAGUUCGAAUUAGACACACACAUACAAAAAGUGUUGUAACCCAAAAUUGAAAAGACAUCUGGCGUAACUUUGUUCAGCAAAAUUUUAGCUCAUGGAUGGUAGAAUCACCACACGGUAUUCAUUUAUUUAUAUCUGGUUCAAUUUCAUGAAAAAAAUUGAAUUUUCAACUAGGGUCGAACUUUUGCCCCACCUUACUCUAAGGAAUAUCCGGAGGAAUCUUUGAAGAAAUUUCUAAUGGAAUUCUAUCUGUUAUUCUUGGAGAAAUCCUUGCAUUUUUUUAAAGAAUUACUUCUGUAUCUCAGAAGGAAAUUUCCAAGGAAUUACUGGAGAAACUUAUGAAGAAAUCACAGAAGUUUUUCUAGCGGGAUCUGAAGAGGAAAUCUUUUGGAAACUCCGUCAUUGUGCUGGAUGAGUUGCAGCAAGAAUACCUGGGUGAAUCUUGGCGAAUAUCCCAAGUAACACACUUGUCUUAGAAGACAGCGGCGCAGGUUUUCAUGGCGCAGAAGUCACUGUCUCCAGUUAGCCUAGUGGUUAAGGCUAUGGAUCGCCAAUCCGGAGACGGCGGGUUCGAUUCCCGUUCCGGUCGGGAAAAUUUUCUCGACUCCCUGGGCAUAGUGCAUCAUUGUACUUGCCACACAAUGUACAAAUUCAUGAAAUGGCAGGCAAAGAAAGCCCUUCAAUUAAUAACUGUGGAAUAGCUCAAAGAACACUAAGUUGAAGUGAGGCAGGCCAAGUCCCAUUGGGGACGUCGAGCCAUAAAGAAGAAGAAGAAAAAGAAGAAAAAGAAGUCACUGCGUUUUACUUCUAGCAAGUAAGAAUUCAUUUGUUAGAAGUAAGUCACAGUGGCUCCUGCGCAACAAAACCUGCGCCGCCGUGGGUCUUCUGCGACAAAUGUGUUACUUGGGACUCUUCGAACAGGAAUAGUUGAUAUAUUGGAACUUUUUGGAGGAUCCUUGCAGGAGUGACUGGAGAAAUCCUAAAAGAAAUUUUAAGAGGAACGACAGAAUUAAGCCUUGGAAAAAUCUUGGACAGAAUAAAUCUUGAAAAGCAAAUCUCUUUGGGGAAUCCUACAGAAAUCCCUUGAGAAACCACGUGGAGGAAUCAUAUCAAGAACAUCUGAAGCAAUUAAGGCAGGCGUUCCUAAAUAUAUCAUAGCAGAUAUAAAAUUCAGUAAGAAUUUAUGGAGGAAUCAUAGAAGAUUGAAGGAUCCUUGAAUAAAUAUCCUUAGAGAACUUCAGGAUGAAUCACAUGAUGUAUUUCAUGAGGUACUCAACCAGGAACUCCUGGGUGAAUUCCCGAAUUAUUUCUAGAGGAAUCCCGAGAGGAAUUCCUGGAGGCAUCAUCGGAUUAUAAUUUUGCCUGCGUCACAUACAUGUCUUACUUAUAAUCACACCAAUAGAUAACGCUUGACGUUUGAUCAGGUCUAGAUGCAAAAAAGAAGAAGAAUCUUGAUAUAUGUGACAUUGGCUUAAAUUGUUAAAUAUAAAGAGAUAUGCUAAGUAUUCGAAUUAUGUAUGAUCUUACAAACUUUUAAAAAAAUAUAUAAAAUUCAAUGAUGAAAAAAAAUAUAUAAGAAAGGCAGAAAAUCACUGUUGGGUGAUUAACAUAAUGGUUAUUUUCUUUUCAAAAUAUGUAUUUAAAACGAAAUUCGUGAAAAAAAAAUUUUGCUUCGAUAUAACGUAACUUCGAUAUAACGUAACGAAAAUAAAAUUGCAGUUACGUUAUAUCGAGGUAUGACUGUACUGUGAAAACCUAUGGAUUUAGAUUAUAAAUUCAAUUCACGAUCACUUUUGAUUCCGUAGAUAAAAUGUUCUCAAAUUUCAGUAAGAAUACUCGAAUACCAUACGUUACGAAUGUUGAAUUCCAAAUUUAUGAAGGACAGGUCGAUGGCCACGAUCGUGAUACAACCACGGUUGAAUAUAAAUCAGGCCAAACAUUUCAAUAGGUCCUAUCUGCAUUUGAAAGGCUCUCUUUGUUUACUUUCUCUUUCAAUUAUUGCAAUGUAAUGGUACACUUUUUAACUAUUUUUGCAGUACAAAUCGAAAGACGAUUUUUUUGAUCAUCGUUCAAUGCAAGGAGACAAUCAUAAUACAAAUAAACAGCAGAUAUAUUAACGCAAGAGAGGGAAAUCAAAAAGAGCCUCUCUUCUGCAGAUAGGACCUUUAGACAUGUUUGGCCUGAAAUAGUUCAAAGAGAAUUUCAUUGAAAAUCGUCCUAAAAUUUCAAAUCGCUCAUACUAUCAAUUCCCUCCAUGAAACAUUUCCAAAAUUUCAGAGAUGAUACCUGGAUGCUAUAUCUUUCGAAUGGUGGGUACCGCUUAGAUGGGUAUUUUAUUUUGUUAAUAACGGUUUUAGACACACCGUGGAGUUAUAGUGGAAAAUCUUACUAUGAAUGCGUCGAAACGUUGUAAUGUCACGGUAGAAUGUGUCUUAUACUCUUUUUAUUCGUAAAUUUUUACUUUUAACUAGUUCUACACACAUUUUGCACAGUUGUUCUGGAUGCUAAUAUAAUACGUAUUAGGAUAUUAGAUUUAAUGUUAACAGAGUUACUGUAAAUUAAUUUUUGUAUACAUUAUCCUCACUAAUGUAGUAGUUUAUAAGGUUUGUCCUUACGCUGCUGUUAUAUGUAAUAAAUAAAUAAAAAAUAAUAUAAAUUAAAAAGCUAUGUUAGAAAAAAAUCGACCUUGUUCGUCUAUGUUUUUUUUUUACAAUUUUUUGCAUAUUUUCAUGUAUUUUUUUUUAAAUUUUUUCUUUACAUUUUUCUUUAUCCUGAUUUUUUUUUUCAAUGGCGGAAUAACUUCCAUAUUUUUCAGGUUUCAAAGCGAAAGAGAUAGAAAGAGCUUUGAAUAUGAUUAUAGUUUGUUUAGUUGCAUUUGUAUUUCAUUCAAGCAUCUCAAACAAAAAAAAAUGAUACUUGUCUCGCAUUAUUCUCUAGCUUGAACACAGCACUAAGACAGUCACUAUUUUUAACAAACAAUUUAAGUUAAGGCUGUUAAGGAAAGUGAAAAAUGUAGAUUAUUUCAGUCUGAUCAUCAUUUCUUAAUUUCAAUCUUCAUUUUAUUGACGGGUCGGAUGCAUACAUAAAGUCAUAAAAUACGGCUUGACUUCUCUCAUUGACUGGGCCAUUGCUCGAUAUUUACAGUGUUCAGGGCCGGAUCUAAGGGGGGGCCGGGGGGCCCGGGCCCCCACAUUUUAGGGGCCCCCACAAAAAACGUUUUUCGUUGCUAACAUUAGCUUUAUUUUUCAUAUUACUCAAGUACUGUUUUGAAAAUAAAGAAAAACAUUUUUGGUCAUCUCUCCGAGGGGCCUCCACAUCCCCUCGGGCCCCGGGCCCCCACAAUCCUUAAUCCGGGCCUGACAGUGUUGCUUAAUUUUCGCAGCACCAUCACAGCGUUUUUGUGUGCUUUGACUUAAGCAACAACUGAUCACCUGUCGCACGCCGUAGAACCGUCGAGGAGGCGUCGAUCUCGAACGAACGCCCAAAAACAAGAUUGCAUUUCUGACCGCGAUAACGCAAGCAGUUCCAAAAAAGCCAAGGCCAAUAGCCACCCGUCGUCGGUACCCCGGUUAAACACUGUGUCUGAGUCUGGUGAGUAGCAGUGAUCGGUUCAAAGCCACUGAACGCGCGAACGAAAUCAACCGCAUCGAAAACAGAUUAACGCCUGCGUGCGAAGAAGCCGGCUGCAAACACAGUUUGUCACGUCGCACGUCGUUGUUGUUGUUCGCUGAAUCGCUGUUGCUGUUGCGUUCAUGUUGUUGUUUUGUAGCAGUUAUUGCUACAUCCUUUGCUUGUCGGCCGGCGAUGCACCGCGGCGUGACAUAACCGUACCGCGUGCAUGCGGUAUUGGUAUUUGGAUUGGUUCUGAUUCAUAACAAAACGGUUAGCGUGAUGGGAACAGUGUGUUUUAAAAGCUGAAAUCAGCUUUUGAAUUAGCAGUUUUGCAAGGAUGUCGUCGUUUUUAUUUAGAUGUUGAUCUGCCAUCGCAGACUCUCAGUGGCGAUUAAUAAUUGCAUGGUUGCGGGUUUCCCAUAGCCGAAAAAGCAUUUGCAAUCCUUGAAAAAUUGUAUUGUGUUGAUCAUUCGUUCGGGGUUCGGAUCAGUUUAACACAAUUUCGAGGUGGCCAGUGAUUCAUACAGCAAGAUCACAGACCAUUAUCUCGACAUUUCGUUGAAGGUCGCGGCUUCGCAUCAUCUUGCAGAUGCAUUUGCUUCUUUUGAUUGCUCCUGACCUGCCUUUAGAUGUUGAGGUAGCCCACACUUUGUUUGGUUAAGCAAAUAAAACGACACAUGUUGGAUUCUUUGAAUAUGUAUAUGUGUCAAUGUGUCUUAUUCAUUUUUAAAGAACACGGUGUCUGUGGGGAUAAACAUUGUCUAAAAAAAUCAGUAGCGUUAAGACGAAACACUAGAGAAUACAAAUAUGGCUGCCACAAUGGCCAAAAAAGGGUUUCUUGAUGUUUCACCUCAGUCUCCCGUUAGCCUAGUGGUUAAGGCUAUGGAUCUCCAAUCCGGAGACGGCGGGUUCGACUCCCUUCCCGGUCUGGAAAAGUUUCUCGAUUCCUUAGGCAUAGUGUAUCAUUGUACUUACCACACAAUGUACAAAUUCAUGCAAUGGCACUUCACAAUUAAUAACUGUGCAAUUGCUCUAAGAAUACUAAGUUGAAGAGAGGCAGUCCAAGUUCCAAUGCGAACGUCGAGCCAUAAAGAAGAAGAAGAAACCCGACAUGAUUGACGGCUGGUCGUCAACGAACCAGAUCUGGACUGUACGGCAAAUUCUUCAAAAAAUUCUAUGUCCCAAAGCAUUACCCGUUCAUCAACUUUAAGGCGGAAUACAUGAAAAAUUAUAAACGAGAACGACUUUCUGCGGAAGCUGACUAGACUGAUCAAGGCAGCAAUGGCCAUUGGCCGGUGUAUAAUUCAUUCAGAUCGCUCCAUGAACUGUGACAAGGUGAUGAGCUUUCAUGGCUUAUUUUCACCAUGACUGUUGAAAGUGUAACGUGUAACAGCCGAGGUACGAUUUUCACGAAAUCCGGUCGAUUUGUAUACUUUGCGGACGACUUUUCGAUUUUUUUAAAUUAUUUUUCUGCAGUUCAAAUCAGUAAAGUUUUGAUUGUAUAGAAUGGAAAAAUGUUCCAUUUGGUGGUUGACGGGAUAUUUCAUAUCGCUCCUAGCCUUCGUGGGACUUUUCUAAAGGUGAAAAAUGGUAAAAUAGCACAUUCUACCAAUUUGGACAAAAAGCACAUUUCACCAAUUUGGAUGAAAAUUUGAAUAAAACUUUGUUUUACCUAACACUAAAACUACUACUGACUAGCUAUAUUUCAGAUUUUUUUUAUGAAAAGGUCUAGCUACAGUAUCGGACAAUAAAAAUGCUCCAAAUCUGUUUUCCCAUACAUAGUCAACUUUAGGUUGUCAUAUUUCAUUCAUUUCUUAACCGAUUGAUAUAAUUUUUCUGUGACAAACUACAAAGUACGUUCGUGUUGGUGAGAGAUGGUACUGGAGAAGCAAUCAACAUGAGCUCUGAGGCUAAAGAAUUAACAAGAGAUUUAUAAGCUGCAAGUGCUACUAAAGCCGAAGAAGAAUAUAUGGGAUGACAAAGAGUAAAUAUUAUGGGCAGGUUUGUUCUCUUCGUCAUGGGGGUUUCUUUGUUGGUCAAUUUGCUUGAAAUUUGGGCAUAAAAAGCAUAAAAAAGAACAAAACUGCCGAAAAUACGUAAGUCAUCUGUUAAGAAAGAUGUUUAACACCAAUAGCAUCAUUUCUAAGAUCAAUAAUAUCGAAAGCUCUAGUGAUAUGGUUUCUAUUUUCAAUGAAACGAUCCCACUUCGAUAUCGCUGCACCGAUCCAACGUUUCCGGAAGCAUUUAAACAAAUUCUUACCCGACACAAUAAUCAUAAUCUUACUCAAUAAGCUAAGCGUCGCACUUGAAGCCGGGCGCACAACCUGAUCCCAAGAGUAGGUAAAAGCCCAUUAUCAUGCCACGGUCACGUUCUCUUUUGUUCCUUUGCGAAAGCAAAUCGGAUUAGGUUGUGGUACCAAUUGAGAUUGUCGCGGCAUGAGCCCAACACCAAACCAAUCGAUCGCCACUUACUUCACCUUAGGCAGCGCGUGGCGGCGCGGCGGCUUGCUAUUUCAAGCUAUUCGAUUCGGUUUGUUUUCUGGUGUAUCGCGCCAGGAAAUCAAAUCAAUCAAUGACUGGGGAUGAAAGUGAAGUUUUUUUGCUGGAAGUCGAGUAGGAAAUGGUUCACAGGAAUUAGGAACACAGGGCCAUGGAUCCCAUAGUUAUCUUACGUUCCCGAACUCACCCAAUUCGAAAACAAAGACAUUACGAGACCCAAACGAAAACGAAUAGCGCUUCAAUUGAAAAAAAAAACAUAGGAUGAAAAUGAGAGUAUAUAUUCUUAGUAGGAAACCGACAUCCUAUUUAUGUUGUUUUAGUUUAUUGAACUUUUUACCAAUCGCUAAUUCUUGAUUGUUUUUCUCAUAUCUUUGGUGUCCUACUGUUUGUUUGGAACUCUGUUGUUGUUGCUUCUCUCUUGACACACGAUUAUUUUAUUUUAUCCAACGUUUCAGUCCAGUGGGGUCCAGUGGAGCCUGCUUCCCAGCUCAGUGAGCACUUUCACAGUUAUUAAUUAAGAGCUUUCUUUACCAAAAAAACAAAUGCUAUCUUCAAGGAAAUCAAGGAAAUUUCCAUGACGACUAGUUCCACGGAUGACCGGGAAUCGAACCCGUGAUCAUCAGCAUCUUAUGGUCGACUUUAUGAUCAUUAUGUCACACGUGACAUAAUGUUUAGAAAGUUAAACAGAAUGAUGAAGAGCGAGUUUAUAGUAUAGAGAAAGAUUGUUACCAAUGAUAUAUAUGUAUUUUUCAAGCAAAUUGAACUCAUAUUACAAAUAAAGAUACUAUUAUACGUUAUGCACCCUUUCGCAAGAUUUAUGGAUAGGGAAAAUCACCAUCAGGAAAUGAUUGAAAUGAUUUGGUCGUCCAGCCGUCGAACAACGGCCAUCAACUGCGGCUAAAUUUCAUAGAGAUGCCAAUUUUCUCCAUUCUGUCUGUACUGCUUCGGGUACAUUUUCAGCUGAUGUAAGUAAGUAAGUAAGUAAACUCUCCUGCCAAUGCGAUGAUUCGCAAUGCAGCUGGUCUAAGUACCGGUGGCUAAUUCGACAAUUAUUGUUUUUUUGUGGUGGCUCGAAGCUGCACGGUGGGUAGAUUCCAUUAUACUAGCGAUGCGACGUAAUGCCUAAUGAGUGAAUGCAGACGGAAUGCCCGUGAGCACGCAGUAUAUGUUUAGAGGUAAUCGAGGCAAUAAAUGGGCUUUUACAGUAGGGUAUUAACUGAAGCAACAGGAUGCAUCAAAUAUAGUUCACAUAGGGAUCAAAUUUGGUCGGCGUGGUUGAAUUUUAUAGCUUUCAGUGUUAUUAUCAUCAAUAAACACCAUAUAAUAUAAUUAUUGACACAAAAAGACCGGGUCUUGGUAGUAAGAUCUUGUUUAAUAAACAACUCGGGCAACACCACUUGUAUCCUAUAUGCAGUUAGUAAUAUACAUUUCAGUGACAAUCAUUGAUAGUUCAAAUUACGGACCACAUAACACGUGUAAUACUUCUAUUGAGCAUGAGCAUAGAUGAACGCACAAUUCGUUGUUGCUACUCCGCAUAACACGUUUAAUACUUCUAUUAACCUAAAAACUAUCAAAGCGAAAUAGCUCUGCCUCUGAAAUGGAGCAUGAGCAGACUACACCUGGCUUUACUACCUCCAUCAGCUAUGACUUAACUACUGCAAAAUGCAUCAUAAAAGCAGUUCAAGUUCCUUGUUGCUUAAUUGCACUUUCUGAGUCACAAGUCCGAGAAGUGCCAAAAACUUAGGUGUUACUCAACGUAUAAUAUGCGAAACAGACACUGCUGGUGAAAAAGACAUAUGCCGGUCGGAUCUGUAACCCACUUUACGCCCCCCAUUUUCCAGAAUAUGUUUCAACUUGUACAGUUAUGUUUUGUUUGGUGACUAGUUUAUAUUCAGCCCUAACCUAAUGGUCCCAUUACACAUGUGGACCUAUCCUUGUUAUGUAUAACAAAUAUGUGGGAAAGCAUGCCCAACAUAACUCGUGCGUUCUAUUUGGGACUUCCCCAGAUAAUCUUCCCGGCAUUUCUCUCAAAGUUUCUACAGCACUUAUUCUUGGGAUUUCUACUAUUUAGAGCUACUCCAAGGGUUUCUUAAGAAGUUUUUCAUAAAUUUUCUGCAGGAGUCAUUUUCGGGAUUUCUUCUGGAAUUCUCCUGUUAAUUGUUCAAGAAAUAUCCGUGCGCCUUCUUCUAGAGUUUCUCCUUGGAUUUCAGCUAUUAGCUCCUAAUUCAUAUUCAGCUCCUAAGGAUUACAGCUGGGAUAUUUCCUAAAAUGAUACUUCCUGAAGGAUAUUUCUUAAAUGUGUUUUUGUUGAAGUUUUACCUGAUACAUAUUUCUCUCGGAGCUUUUCUCGGGAAGAAAGAUUCCUUCCAGUAUUGGACCUGGGAUAUCUCUUGAAGUAGUUUUUUAAUAAAUCCGGCACUUUUUCCUAAGAAGGUUUUCGGGGUGCCUUUAAGAUUUCUGCAUUAGCUAUUGCUAACAGUUUUUAUGAACCUUGAAGAUGAACCUGCCUUGGGCUGAAAAUCUCCCUAAUAAAGCUAUUAAUAAUAGUUUUCAUGGUGUUCUUCCUGUGAUUUCUUUACAUUUCUCGUAGUUUUCAGUAUUUAUUGUAGUGAUCCUCCUGAUUUUUGUUACAGAUUUUCUCGGAAUUAUUCCCAGAACUCUUCCCGGAAUUCUUAUCGAAAAUAGUCCCGAGAUUCUGGGUGCUCCUUUUGGGAUUCUUUCAAUAGUUCUUGCUGGAAAUGAAUUAACGGCUGGUCGGGCCCGUAUGAACUUGAUCAUCAAUAUUAACUUCUUUUUUCGAUCAGCCUAGCGCUACCCACACUACACAGCUGGGUAGCGGUUGGUUCAACUGGCUAAGAAUAGCACUACGGACCGCCUGUUCCAGUGGUAAGAGUCCACCAACAGGUGACCCCUAAUUCAUGGUGUGAUGCGGCUUCAUGCUUACCGUGCCUAGCAAUGAAUGGCUAGGGGGGCCUAAUAAAAACCUAACCGCAAACGGAGCCUGUGGAGUACCAGGGCGCCCUCCACAGUAUGUUGCCCUUACUACGCUAACCGGAGCAAUGGUGCAGUGGACCUUGUGUUUCUCCGAGACAAUCGGCUGCCCUUCUUUAGUCUCACUUGAGGCUAAAUAAGGGCGGGAUUAUGAAGAUGUUGUUAAUUAGUUUAAAUUUUCACCUAUAUGGCUUCGCAUUAUGCGAUUUACACAGUGUAUUCUGUGUAUCCUCGCCUUUGGCGUUUUCCAACCGAUACCGAUCUGGUUUUGUUGCUGCUGUUCUUUGUUGUGCUGUUGUUGCGAAGAGUUUAAUCUUGCCUAGUUUGGGUAGUGGCUACGGUUAGGAUAGUUCAGAUCAAUCUUCAGCAUAAAAGAACAGCAACAAUCAAUCUUUGCAGACUUGCAAAAUGGUACAGCCCAAGUGGCCUUGGUCCAAGAACCUUACUUCCGUAAGGGGAAUUUCUAUAUAGGAAACCUUGUGAACCCGGUGUUUGCUACUUUCAGUAAACAUGAAAUGGCAAACUCACGUGUCAUGCCUCGAGCCUGUGUGCUUGUCAACAACGCAAUAGUUGCUACACUCAUCUCUGAACUAACCACCAGAGAUGUAUGUGCUAUCACAAUAGAUGUAUCUGUUGGAAACCUCAAUAGGAAAUACGUCUAUUGUUCGGUUUAUUUACCGCAUGAUGAACCAUCCCCUACGGAUGCUUUCAAACAAGUCAUCGCAUACUGUACUUCAAAAGACCUUCCGCUAAUUGUUGGCAGUGAUGCUAAUGCUCACCAUAUCAUCUGGGGUAGCUCAGACAUUAACUUGAGAGGCUCCAGUUUGAUGGAGUACUUAACUGCCCCCAUUCGCACAACAGUCCCAUGUGAAUAGGAAACCCAGCAAACAUGGGACUGUUAUGCGAAUAGGGGCAGUUAAGUUGUAUAGAUCUUGCAUUACUUAACAUAGGCAACCGCCCACCUUCAUGGUAUCUGCUAGAGAGGAAGUGUUAGACAUAACGCUAUGCUCUAGUAGAAUUAGUCACGAGCUGACCAAUUGGCAUGUGUCAGAUGAAGAAUCCUUAGCUGACCAUCGCUACAUCUUUUUUGAACAUUUAAAUGUUACUUCGCAAACAUUGCGUUUUAGAAAUCCCCGGUCAACAAACUGGGAUCUUUUUACUGAUUUGGUAGCGGCCAAAUUUCAUGGAUACUCACCAUCUAUUGACACUCCAAGUGUUUUAGAUGAUGCCGUUGAUACUACAACGACCUUUAUCAUGGAAACUUUUGAAGAAGCAUGUCCUCUACGGCCUGUGAAGAUCACAAGAGGAACCCCUUGGUGGAACUCUGAUCUGGCGAAACUCAGGAAACAAUGUAGAAAGAGUUGGAACAGACGACGUUCGGCUGGUUUGGAGGCUUUCAGGUCGGCUCGCAAGGCCUACAGGAAAGCUCUCCGGUCUGCUGAACGAUCCGGCUGGAAAAACCUUUGUACUAAUGUUUCCACUUUGAUUGAAGUCAGUCGGUUAAAUAAAAUCCUUGCGAAAUCUAUGGAUAUCCGAAUGACCGAAAUUCGUUUGCCAAAUGGCCAUCUGACUUCCUCUGAUGAGGAGGUUCUGGAAUACUUAUUCAGCGCACACUUCCCUGAAUGUAUGGAUACAUCUUCGGAUGAACCUGAUGUCUUUUCUUGUAGUUACGAUUCCCUGGCUUCGGCUCGGAGUAUUGUAACUAUAGAAUCGAUUGAGUGGGCACUUAAUAGCUUUGCUCCUUUCAAAUCUCCUAGGGCAGAUGGGAUUUAUCCUAUUUUACUUCAGAAGGGAUUUGAUCAUUUCAAACAUGUUUCGAAAAAACUACUUGGUUGCAGUUUUGCUACAGGGUAGGGUAUUGGUUCCCUUAUUAAGCAUGUGGCUCCCAUUUUCAUCCCACGAAAAACAAAGGAUUGAAGCGUUGUUUGUUUUGUUUCUUAUUUUUGUAUUUUUUGUUAGAAGUGAGCACCCAUGGAAACAAAAAGAACGGAGUCAAUCGGUGCCGUAAUCGCUUGUUUUCGGAUAGGAUGAAAAUGGGAGCAUGAGAUUACUGAUGGCACACAUACCCUAUAUCCCCAAAUCCUGGCGGGAUAUUACUGUGAAGUUUAUUCCAAAAGUGGGUCGUGCGUCGUAUGAAGAAGCAUAGAGUUUCAGACCUAUCAGUUUGACCCCUUUCCUUCUGAAAUGCUUAGAACGCAUUGUAGAUCAUCACAUCCGUGAUGUUCAUCUGGCCAACGUGCCUUCUCAUGUGAACCAACAUGCCUACCAAUCUGGUAAGUCCACUGUGACUCUUUUACACAAGGUUGUUUACGAUAUCGAAAAAGCAUUCGCUCAAAAUCAACCUUGUUUGGGUGUUUUCUUAGAUAUCGAGGGUGCCUUUGACAAUGUGCCUUUCGAUGCCAUAUUGGAAGCCGCACGGAGUCAUGGUAUAUCUCCAAUGAUUUCCAAUUGGAUUCAUCAUAUGCUCAAAAAACGGAUAUCUCUUCUCGACAUUGCGUCUAGCAGGGAUUAGGAAAUUGAGUGUUUGUGGAUGCCCCCAAGGGGGAGUCUUGACACCGCUUUUGUGGAAUCUCGUAGCAGAUACGCUAUUGAGGCAACUCAAUAAUAGCGGUUUUCCUACUUAUGGUUUUGCCGACGACUACCUAGCAUUGUUAGUUGGUAUGUGUAUCACCACCCUUUUCAACCUGAUGCAAAGCGCCCUUCAGGUAGUUGAGGGUUGGUGUCGCCAAUAUGGCCUUUCGGUUAAUCCGAGUAAAACAU
This is a messenger RNA of Aedes albopictus (Asian tiger mosquito), 26543 nucleotides long. RefSeq lists its product as uncharacterized. Bases 3 to 2177 code for a protein of 724 amino acids. The transcript is spliced from 2 exons. The record is from RefSeq and is a predicted model, not a curated record. NCBI's taxonomy places the organism in Eukaryota, Metazoa, Arthropoda, Insecta, Diptera, Culicidae.